Molecule: messenger RNA, 1365 nt
Organism: Equus quagga
Lineage: Eukaryota; Metazoa; Chordata; Mammalia; Perissodactyla; Equidae
Product: antizyme inhibitor 1-like
Biological process (GO): negative regulation of protein catabolic process; positive regulation of polyamine transmembrane transport
Cellular component (GO): cytoplasm
Molecular function (GO): ornithine decarboxylase activity; ornithine decarboxylase activator activity
Source: RefSeq, a predicted model, not a curated record
AUGAAGGGAUUUAUUGACGAUGCAAACUACUCUGUUGGCCUGUUGGGUGAAGGAAGAAACCUUGGAAAUGUUAUUGAUAACUAUGUUUAUGAGCAUACCCUGACAGGGAAAAAUGCAUUUUGUGUGGGAGAUCUUGGAAAGAUUGUGAAGAAGCGCAGUCAGUGGUAGAAUGUAGUGGCUCAGAUACAGCCAUUCGACACGGUAAAGGGCGACUCUGCCCCGGCGGUACUUGAGAUCUCGGCAGCUCUUGGAACUGCAUUUGCUUGUUCCAGUAAAACUGAAAUGGCUUUAGUGCAAGAAUUGGGUGUAUCUCCAGAAAACAUCAUUUACAUAAGUCCUUCCGAACAAGUCUCUCAGAUAAAGUACGCAGCAAAAGUUGGAGUGAAUAUCAUAGCUGACGGUGAAGUUGAAUUGAAGAAAAUUGCACGUAAUCACCCAAAUGCCAAGGUCUUACUACGUUUUGCAACAGAAGAUAAUAUUGGAGAUGAAGAGGGUAACGUGAAGUUUGGCACUACCCCGAAGAACUGUAGGCAUCUCUUGGAAUGUGCUAAGGAACUUGGUGUCCAAAUUAUUGGGGUUAAAUUUCAUGUUUCAAGUGCUUGCAAAGAAUCUCAAGCACAUGUACAUGCUCUGUCUGAUGCUCGAUGUAUGUUUGACAUGGCUGGAGAAUUUGGCCUCACGAUGAACAUGUUAGACAUUGGUGGAGGCUUCACAGGAACUGCAUUUCAGUUGGAAGAGGUUAAUCAUGUUAUCAGCCCUGUGUUGGAUGUCUACUUUCCUGAAGGAUCUGGCAUUAAGAUAAUUUCAGAACCUGGAAGCUACUAUGUGUCUUCUGCAUUUACACUUGCAGUUAAUAUCAUUGCGAAGAAAGUUGUUGAAAAUGAUAAAUUAUCCUGUGGAGUAGAAAAAACCAGAAGUGAUGAGCCAGCCUUCAUGUAUUUCAUGAACGGUGGUGUUUAUGGUUCUUUUUCAAGUAAACUGUUUGAGGACUUAAAUACCUUUCCAGAGGUUCCCAAGAAAUACAAGCAAGAUGAGCCUCUGUUUACAAGCAGCCUUUGGGGUCCAUCCUGUGAUGAGCUUGAUCAAAUUAUGGAAAACUGUCUUCUUCCUGAGCUGAAUGAGGGAGAUUGGCUUAUCUUUGAUAACAUAGGAGCAGAUUCUUUCCAUGACCCAUCUGCUUUUAAUGAUUUUCAGAGGCCAGCUAUUUAUUACAUGAUGUCAUUUAGUAAUUGGUCUGAGAUGCAAGAUGCUGGGGUUACUUCAGACACAAUGAUGAAGAACUUCUUCUUUGUGCCUUCUUGCAUUCCGCUGAGCCAAGAAGACAGCUUUUCCACUGAAGCUUAAACAGGCAUUAACCCUUCUUUA